UGUCCGGCCAUAUAUCUCUCUCUAUAUCUAUCUUCGCCCCAGAUCCAUCCAUUUUAGCUUCUGUGUUCAUCAACGCCAUGGAGGAGAAUAAUAAUAAUAAUGGUGCCAAGAAGUUUAUCACCACAGAGGAGCUGAAAAAUCAUAACAAACCCGGGGAUCUAUGGGUGUCGAUUCACGGCAAGGUGUACGAUGUUUCCGAGUGGGUGUAUCGCCAUCCCGGCGGCGAGUAUCCUCUCCUGAGCCUCGCCGGCCAGGACGUGACCGAUGCGUUCCUGGCCUAUCACCCCGCUAUCGCCGCCCACCAUUUGCAGAGGUUUUUUAACGGGUAUUACGUCUCCGACCACCACGUGUCGGAGGUGUCGAAGGAUUAUAGGAUGCUGGUUUCGGAGUUUUCCAGGAUGGGAAUGUUCGAGAAGAAGGGGCAUUUGGUGAUGUGCUACGCGUGCGCGCUGACGGCGAUGAUGGCCGUUAGUUUUUACGGCGUGGUUUGUACGGAGAGUUUGUGGGUCCACAUGGGGUGUGCGGUUAUGGUUGGAUUCUUAUGGAUCCAGGCCGGGUGGGUGGGUCAUGAUUCUGGUCAUUAUGACAUAAUGAAAACGCGGAAACUCAGCCGCGCGGCUCAGGUUCUCGCCGGAAACUGCCUCACCGGGGUGAGUAUUUGGUGGUGGCGAUGGAACCAUAACGCCCACCACAUUGCAUGCAACGUCAUAGAUUACGAUCCCGACGUUCAACUCCUCCCGAUUUUCGCGUUCUCAUCCAAAUUUUUCCAAUCUUCAUUGAUCUCCCAGUUUUACGAGAAACCCAUGUCAUUCAAUUCCCUAGCUAGAUUCCUAGUCAGUUAUCAACACUGGACAUUUUAUCCAGUGAUGCUCUUAAUCGCGCGAAUCAACAUGUUUAUACAGUCCUGGAAAACGGUUUUGUUCAAGAAAAAAAUCUUCGCGAAUCGCGGAGAGGAAAUUCUAGGGUUAAUCAUUUUCUGGAUUUGGUACCCGUUUCUUCUCUUCUGUCUCCCCAAUCACUCCGAGAGAAUAAUGUUUGUUGUUCUCAGCCUCAUGAUGACCGGAGUGCAGCAAAUUCAAUUCAGCCUAAACCAUCUCGCCUCUAGCUUCUUCGCCGGCCCGCUCACCGGAAAAGACUGGGUGGAGAAGCAGAUCGACGGGACGCUCGACAUAGAUUGUUCCCCCUGGAUGGAUUGGUUCCACGGCGGAUUACAAUUCCAGAUUGAACACCACCUGUUCCCGAGAAUGCCGAGGUGCCAAUUGAGAAAAGUGUCGCCGUUUGUUAAACAGCUCUGCGAGAAGCACGGAAUAGCGUAUAAUCAUGAAUCGUUCUGGGCGGCGAAUGUUUUGAUGUUUAAGUCGAUCCGAGAUGCGGCGAUGAUGGCGAGGGAUUUGUCGCCGGAGAAGGCGCCCAAGAAUUUGGUCUGGGAAGCGUUAAACAGCUUCGGUUAACGGCGUCAGGUGUCGCCGGUCGCCGGCGGGAGAUCCGUUAACGUUUUUAUUUUGUUUUGUUUUAUUAUUUUUAUUUAUUUAUUGUGUUUUUUUUUUGUUCUGCACCCUGUUCCAUGCAUAUCUGCAAAAUAUCAGAUCAUAGUAAUAUUUAAAUAACCAAAUAUCGAUGCAUUGAAAUUUGUGUAAAACCCUAAAUAAUAAGGUUAUAAAAGUAUCAAUUGUAUUGUUUAAUUAAUAUAUUAUCAAAUUUUUA
Molecule: messenger RNA, 1704 nt
Organism: Ipomoea triloba (trilobed morning glory)
Lineage: Eukaryota; Viridiplantae; Streptophyta; Magnoliopsida; Solanales; Convolvulaceae
Product: acyl-lipid (9-3)-desaturase-like
Exons: 1
Coding region: 78-1451 (457 amino acids)
Biological process (GO): lipid metabolic process
Cellular component (GO): membrane
Molecular function (GO): oxidoreductase activity, acting on paired donors, with oxidation of a pair of donors resulting in the reduction of molecular oxygen to two molecules of water
Source: RefSeq, a predicted model, not a curated record